This is a messenger RNA of Amaranthus tricolor (Joseph's coat), 992 nucleotides long. RefSeq lists its product as uncharacterized. Bases 514 to 948 code for a protein of 144 amino acids. Gene Ontology annotation, molecular function: fructose-bisphosphate aldolase activity. Gene Ontology annotation, biological process: glycolytic process. The transcript has 2 exons. NCBI's taxonomy places the organism in Eukaryota, Viridiplantae, Streptophyta, Magnoliopsida, Caryophyllales, Amaranthaceae. The record is from RefSeq and is a predicted model, not a curated record.
UUCGGUUCAUUCAUAUUUUUUCAUGUCCUUUUAAAGCUUUUUUUAAAUUUUCAGAAACUGAUCCUACAGUGUUUUCACAAUCUAUGCUUUGAUUGUGAAUGGGUGUUUACUGACAUUAUGGCCAUAUCAUUUGAGGAGAAACUUAAGCAACUACUGUUGUGGAGCUUCAUAAUAAAAGGGAACAACCUUUUUUUGGUUCCGUGCUCUAGAAUCCAAAUUGAUAAGUUGAGCUUGUUGUACAUCUCGUUGCCAGUUGCCCCCCCUGUUUCAAAAUCCCUUGACAUUAGGCAACGUUUAUGUUCCGCCCUCACCAAUGCCUCCUUAACGGCUUGAACCAUCCCUUCUCAAAGAAUAUGAAGAUUUAAUGUAUCUUCCUUUUUGUUUUUUUAACUAUUUGAUUUGUCUGCUGCCUAAAGCCGAAUUUGUUCCCAAUCUGUUUGUAAACAUGCCAUCUUCAAAUACUGAGUCUCCUGAAUCUGAAUAUAUAUUAUCCCUUGUUCCAGCAGUGAUGCAAUGUUGGCGUUAGUUGACGUUGUCGUUAUGGGUAGCAAGGUAGCUAUGCGUGAGUGGAUUCACCAGAACUUUGGGGAAAUCGUAUUGAUGUAUGAGGAUCGAUUUGACUUACGGGUACUAAAGCUUGAGCCUUAUCCUGAGGCUGCAGAGAAACUCAAAGAAAGUUACAACUGGUGGACAAGACUUACUCUGAGGAUGACUAAACCAGUGUUGACUAGUAUCGUCCCUGGAGCUGGACCACUUCAUUCAUCAGCAUAUUUUGUGCGCUUCUACUUGCCUUUAAAGUUCCAAGCCAUCCCACCACUUCCACUUCCCGAGCUGGACCACAUCAAUGUUGAGAAUGUAGAGCCUAACAGGAGGGCUCUUCGUGAGCUUCUCUUCACCACUCCCGGUGCUCUUCAGUACCUCAGUCCCACAUCGGUGCUCUAUUCGUGAGCUAAUUUUUGGUUUCAUUUAUUUUGAUGUGUUCCAGAAAACAG